Molecule: messenger RNA, 474 nt
Organism: Necator americanus (New World hookworm)
Lineage: Eukaryota; Metazoa; Nematoda; Chromadorea; Rhabditida; Ancylostomatidae
Exons: 1
Coding region: 1-474 (157 amino acids)
Source: RefSeq, a predicted model, not a curated record
AUGAUGAACGACCUGAGCUCCGAGCAGGGCAGAAAGAGACGAGCGGUUUGGGGAGCAUUUAAGAGCAUCAAGGAUGUAGUGAAGAGGAGCAAUGAAAUCCAACUCCGUGCUCACCUAUUCAACCCCAUCGUUCUUUCUGCAUUGACCUACGCUUCAGAAACAUGGUCCUUUCGCAAGCAGGAGGAAAAUGCUAUCAGCGCUAUAGAACGCAGAAUUGAAAGGGUGAUGGUAGGAGCAACGCGCUUUACGCAAGUGAAGGAAGGGAUUCGAAGUUCACUCCUACAUUACCGAUUGAAGAUCAAAGGCGCUACCACGUAUGCCAAGGAAAGCAAAAUUAGGUGGGCCGGACACGUGAUGCGUUUCAGCGACAAUCGUUGGAUCAGAGCCGUAAGCGACUGGAUACCACGCGACAUCACUUCUGCGCAAUCGGGAGAAAUGGAAGUAUUCUUGGUGCCCUCUCGAGCAAAUCGAUGA